Molecule: messenger RNA, 4488 nt
Organism: Apis laboriosa (Himalayan honeybee)
Lineage: Eukaryota; Metazoa; Arthropoda; Insecta; Hymenoptera; Apidae
Gene: mamo
Product: longitudinals lacking protein, isoforms H/M/V-like
Exons: 4
Coding region: 286-2457 (723 amino acids)
Biological process (GO): regulation of transcription by RNA polymerase II
Cellular component (GO): nucleus
Molecular function (GO): protein binding
Source: RefSeq, a predicted model, not a curated record
AAUUAUGAUAUCAAUGUGAAAUUUACACGUAAAAUAGUUAUACAAUCAGUUAGGAUUUAUCGUGGACAAAUUAUACGCGUGGGCGGUGCCGAAUCGAUUUAUUUUGUCGGUAAAGUCUGCGCGGCGAACACGGUAGGUUAGUUGACCGCGGGGCCGAGCGAGCGCUGAGCUGACAGUAGGCCGGCGACGUCACAGUGGGCCGGUUGAGCCUUCCUUCGUUCGAUUCAGGCAGGCUCUCUAUUCAUUUUACAUGUAGCAAGCAGGGUUGCGGGGUGCAGUUCAGACAUGGGAAGUGAGCAUUACUGCCUGAGGUGGAACAAUCAUCAGAGCAACUUGCUGGGUGUGUUCAGUCAACUGCUGGAGUCGGAGUCGCUGGUGGACGUGACACUGGCGUGCACGGAGGGACCUUCGAUACGUGCCCACAAGGUAGUCCUCUCCGCGUGCUCCAGCUACUUCCAGGCCCUAUUCCUCGACCACCCGAACCGCCACCCCAUAGUCAUCCUAAAGGACGUACGUUUCGCCGAGCUACGUACCCUCGUCGACUUCAUGUACAAGGGCGAGGUAAACGUCGAGUACUGCCAGCUAUCGGCCCUCCUCAAGACAGCGGAGAGCCUCAAGGUGAAGGGUCUAGCGGAUAUGACGAACAUCAACGCGGCGGUAGCUUCGAGGGACGAGCAGCAACAGCAGCAACCGCAGCAACAACAACAACAGCAGCAGCAGCAGCAGCAACAACAACAACAGCAACAACAACAACAACAACAACAACAACACACGAGCACAUCCGAGGGUAUACAGCGCGAGACGUCGCGAGAACAUCACCGUGAACGCGAGAGUAUAAAGGAGGCGAGCAAUAAAGAGAGAGACAGGGAAGGAAACACGUCGUCGUCCGGUGGCACGGGGUUGCCAUCGGGUGGUGGGGUGAAAGAAUGCGAGCAAACUCAACAGAACGUGGCCCAAUUGCCCAGCAGCGAGUCGACAGAGGCGGUAGACAUGACGGAUUGCCCGCCAUCGCCCACGGGACCCGGUAGCCCUUGUCCAGGGCCGUUGGCCCUCGAUCGGCCCAGGAGGGACUCCGAGGAUGCCGCCAGCCUCGAGGAAACGAGGGGUUCCCUUAGCCCGAUCUCGGUCCACAGUGGACCCUCGGAUAUGAGUCUAAGUAAUAAUACCGGGAGCACGCCUGGUGUGCUACCGUUGAACUUACCGCAGAGCCGGCUUCCGUCCCCGCACAGUACAGAGCCUCUCGCGGGCCCGUCGGGGUUACCCCCAGUCCAGCAAGUUCCACUUUCGUUAAAAAAAGAGAUGGACUGGGAAAGGUCGACCGAAGAGCGCAGUGCGAGCAGCGAAAUAUCCACGGAUUACAGACUCCCGCCAGAUCCGGUGUCGCUGGCCCUCGGUUUGGAGGCGGGGGGUUGGGGCGCCCUGGUGGAACGCAGCACGGGGGGAGGCGGCGGAAGCGGUUCCAUCCUGGGUCACGGCGGUUUCGCUAGCCUUGCGGGGUUGGCGCGUCGGUGCGGCGUCUGUCUGGCCACGUUUCCUUCCGCCUGGUUGCUGGAACGGCACGCGUUGCUCCAGCACGCCGGCCAGGCGAGCGACGACAAGCCUUUCACCUGCGAGCAAUGCGGCCAACGCUACCGCUACCGUUCCGCGUACGUGAAGCAUCGGGAGCAGAAUCACCGCGCCCGCCUCCCGGCCGACAAGCUGUUCACCUGCGACGUUUGCGGGAUGCAGUUCAGGUAUCUGAAGUCGUUCAAGAAGCACAGGCUGAACCACGCGUUGGAACGGCUGCAACGGGCGCCGGAGUCGUCCCAGAGCGGCGCCGCGUCGGCGGUUUCGGCCGCCGCCGAGAGGAGCGACCAGGUGUCAAGCACGGGGGAGCCGUCCCAGGUCGAGACCGGCAGCGACACCACCACCAAUCCGGGCGAGGAGGAGACGAGGGGGGCGUUCAACGAGAACGCCCGGGAGGAGAGCGUGUCCGAGACGGCGAGCGUCCACGGCGAGAAUCCCGGGGAGGCCGGGGCGGAGGUGCAGAUGAUGGGCGAGGCUGUCCCCACAGGGGGGAUAGGGGGAUCGGCGGGUGGUGGGAGCACGAGCGAGGUCGGGGACGCCGACGACAACGCCGUGGACGACGAUCGGUCCGAGGUAACCGCCGAUCGAGUGAUCAGCUUGGCGCGCAGCAGCCACGAGGUGGACAGGCGCGAGCGCCGCUUCGCCUGCCCCUUUUGCGGUAAGUGCGUCCGGUCCAAGGAGAACCUGAAGCUGCACGUGCGCAAGCACACCGGUGAGCGGCCGUUCGUCUGCCUGUUUUGCGGCCGUGCGUUCGGCGGGAAGAGCGACCUGACCAGGCACCUCCGUAUACACACCGGGGAGAGGCCGUACCACUGCGAGAUGUGCGGCAAAUGCUUCGCGAGGGCGGAUUACCUGUCCAAACAUCUCACCACCCAUAUACAUCAGCGUUAACCUGAUGGCACCGGGUGUUAACGGCCGGGUGUUGUGAACGCGUAACGACGGUGACGGUUCUUCAACGUUUGCCGGUUCGCGCCUUUCCCCGAGCGAACGGGAUUUGUUCCAGAUCGAAAUUUUUUUACCAAAUUUUUUGAAUUCGAGAACGAGGAUAUAUACGAGAGAAUUUUCAUUGUUACGCGAACACGUACACGUAGACAGAUGCAUACGUACGUAGGGACAGGAGUAGGUUUUAGUUUCGGCUAGUGUUGGCGCGCGCUUCAGGGACCGAUGGCGGGUCACUCGUAUACAACGACUACUUUAGAAAUACGAAUAAUUAUUUUCCCGCUAUUCGCUCGCGUUAGAGUUGUGUAUAUCGUUACGUCCGUUUAAUGGAACAUCCUUUUCGCCACGGAGUUAAUCGAGUCGUAUGACGUAGAUAGAGAAUUUAUGGGACGAAGUCGAUUAUUGAUUAUCGAUAAGACGAAGAAGAUCGGUCAAAAAUGUAAAAGGCGCGCACAGGCAGACGAAAGAAGAAAGGUGCAAAGGUGUAGAUAUUCGACGUAGAAUAUUCGUAUGUUCGUCCACGCGAAAUGGCCGUUCUUCUCCUCGGAGAAUCGAAUCGGAGAGAUUCCUUUGGAAACUUGAUAGGAUGCGGAAGAUCGGUAUAUUUUUAAGAUCCGAUUGAUCCAUCUUUCGAUUGUUCCACGAGUUCUUUUUCGGGGGAAGGAAGACGAAGGAAGGAAGAGGAGAAAUCGCUUAUCCAUCCAGUAAGAGCCACCGAGUAAGACGAGUCAAUUAAAAAAAGAAAGAAAAAAAAAGAAGGAAAGGAUGAAAAAAACGAACAAAAGGAAAGAAAUCGUCGGCCGAACUUACGGCGUGAACGAAUAUUAAUAAUUCGGUGAAUGAAGAAAGAAGAAGGAAUAGAGGGAAGGGGAGGAAGGAAGUUUAGAGAGGGGGAUUUCUACGUAACGUUAGUGAGACUAACAUGUGAUAAUGGAUUCGAUACCAAAGAACGCGACGACGCUAUGGACGAACGUCGACGGCUCGUUUUUGUUUCGUCUUCGUGCAUCAUCGACGAGCGAAUCUACUCGUCGCGUAAUAGCUGUCAGCGUAAUCGAUGAGAUUUUUAUACAGUGCACGCGAUAACGAUCAUUCUUCCGUAUGCCGCCCAGUCUUGGGAACGUGGCGCCUACCCACUUUGGGACGGGAAGUCUCUCGUCGAAAUGGAAAUUCAGCCUAUCGUUUUUGAUCGAUUAUGGAUAUUGAUUCUCAUCCCGAGACGAUCGAGAACGUGACGUGAAAGUAACGCUUCCCCUAACAUAUAUUUCGACGAACUUUGCGUUCCGAUUUUAUUAUUAAGAAACAACGCGAAAUCGGUACUCUCAAAAAAAAAAAAAAGAAAUCUUCAAAAUUUUUAUCGUAUCGAUGAUUCGAAAUUCUAACAAGAAUUUUGAAAAUGAACGGAAAGAGGUUAAAAAAAAAAUAUAUAUAUAUAUAUACACAUAUGUCGUUGCUUCAAAUUCAUCAGAGAUCCGCGCACGGCUCGAUCAUCGAGAAGGAAAGAAAUACAAUACGGCGAUGGCCAUGCUUGAGACUUCUCGUCGAAAGGAGGGAGCGAUGCGCUCGAGGUUGGCAUCUAGCGAAGGAUAGGCGCGAAUCACGCCAGGCCUUCCCGGAAGCGUUGCCGGUGCCUUUGGAAAGCCAGCCGUGUAUCCUUUUUAAACCUAGCGACCUAGCAAUAAAGCGCGCAGCCGUUUUCCGUUCGCAGCCGUCACGCGAGAAUUAACGUAACGCAAAAGAAAAAAGAAAAAAAGAAAAAAAAAGAAAAAGGGAAAAAACCGCGAGGCUUGGACGUGUUGUUUGUUGCACGGUCACGGAUGAUCCUUCCCAACCCUCUUAACCGACCCCCUUAAAACUUCUUUAGCCAAUAUUAUAUAGUCCACACAUUUUUGCUGUCUGCGUAUGUAUAUACAUACAUAUAUAUAUACAUACAUACAUACAUGCAUAUAUAUACAUACAUACAACACGUAAUACAUAUAUGUAUAU